Clonostachys rhizophaga is the source of this 1158-nucleotide messenger RNA. The record is from the annotation of a GenBank genome assembly. NCBI's taxonomy places the organism in Eukaryota, Fungi, Ascomycota, Sordariomycetes, Hypocreales, Bionectriaceae.
AUGAACCAUCAAGGUUACGAAGAACGACUCCGAUUCACCCGUGCUACGCUGCGAAAUCAGUACGGACUGGACACGACUACUAUCGACGCCAUAGAAUACGACCCAGAGUGCCCAUUCCCCUACAACAACUUCGUCUAUCGUGUAGGAAUUCUCCCCAAUGCCACUGGCCUGAAAACUCAAAAACUUGUUCGACCACAGCCAGGCACGGUUGCCUUACCCCAGCAGGCUGAUCAUGUCAUCAUGCGUCUUAGCAACGCCUCUGCUGGACUCAACGAUCACAACAGGGUUGAAAAUGAAGUGGCAGCGAUGCACCUUGCUCGAGCGGCCCUCCAACCGAUGCGUAUUGUUCCGGCCGUCUACGGCUGGGGAUCUGCCUCCAAAAGUCAAGGAUGGAUUCUUAUGGAGUACAUGAGUGGCGCUCCGCUGGAUGCUAUCCUUCCCACAUUGGUGUAUGACGACAAGGAGAGAGCCAUUGGACAAGUCGCUGCAAUUGUCCGAGGGCUUCAGACGUUCGAACUCCCAAGCACAAUUCAAGGAUUUGGCGGCCUCAACUUCGACAAUGAAGGCAACAUAGUCGCUGCUCAACUGACUUUAUCCACUGGGGGCCCCUACACGACUUACUCAGAAAUGCUUACAUCUCUCCUUGAUGAGCAGUUGGCUAAAUCCGACUCUAGCAACAUUAUUCAAGCUCUAAAUAACAUCCUCUUCGACAAGAACGAUUUCCGCAUCACUGCGAUCCUUGAUUUUGAUUGGGCUCGAAUCGGCUGGGAAGGGGAUGAAUGCCUUGCAUCCUUUCAUCGGGCUUAUGCUCGAUUACCUCCACCAGACGAGCCUGAUGAUCAACGAGCUGCCUUGCGAACUGCCCUCUUGAAGGGCUUCCCCGACACUCUACCGCCAGCCUCGCCUGUAGUCGACUGGGAGGUCGCGAGAAUAUGGGACGAACAACUUGCCGAAGUGCGCGCAAGUAGGCCAAGAACUAUUCCCAGGAUAGGUGCAUUCUCUACUGUUUACGCGCUGUUGGACCUGCUUUGCCCCAACAGUCUUUGCAAUCAAGUCAUAGUCAGACAAAGAACUGAAGAAAAUAUGGAGAAGGAGAAACACGCUAUUGGCGAACGUCUUGGAAAAUUGCUCGAGCGGUCCGUCUCCGAAAUUUUGUAG